AUGGGAUCGAGCGCCAAAAAGAAGAGAGAAAAGAAGGCCGACUUCCAAAAGACCAAGCUCAAAGUCGGCAAGACAAAGGCCAAAGCAGCAAACUUCACCGACACGAGUUUCAAGGCAAAGUCGAUUGUGCUCAACCAGCAGUCGCUCGCGACCUCGGCGCCUUCGCUCGACCAGCAAUUCACACACCAGCUCUCGCUCGCCAGUUCAAAGACCGACUCGCAGCGCCGCGAUGCCAUCAACUACCUGACCAACAUCAUUACCGAGCACCCGAACAAUCUGCCUUUGCCUGUCGCCACCAUCCUCCCAAAGAUCCAGCCUCUGAUUCUGGACGCCUCCAACUCUGUCCGCGCCGCUCUCACAAAGCUGCUGCGUGCUCUCCCGCCGGCUCAUGUCGCUACCCAUGUCGACCACAUGCUGCUGUACGUGCGCGCCGGUAUGACCCAUCUGGCCGCCGAAAUCCGCAACUCGUCCCUCGACGUGCUAGAAUGGCUGCUCCAAACCGCCGCCCAAGAGCUCGUCAGUUGCGCAGGCGGCUGGCUCAAGACCCUACAUUGCUUCCUGACCCUUCUGGGCUGGCACUCAACCACACAGCCUGGAAACUGGUCCUCUGAACGCGCAGUCUCCUUUGGCAAACCCGGUUCCGCUGCCUCGAAACUGCUCAUCAAGCAAUUGAGCAUUCUGACCAUGUUCUUGCGUGCCGCCUUCACCGAUGAAUCUGCUUCGGCGCUGACAAAUGCCUCAUGCUUCCCCCUGUGCAGCACCGAGCACCAGGUUCUGUACGCUCGUUCGAAUCCAUUCCGCGGUCUCAAUCUCUUUGGCGCUCCCAAGGAUGCCGAGAACGCCAUGUACGACGACGCAGAGGCUAGAAAGAGAGCUUUCGACGAUGCUUCCGUGCGUGCUGUCGCCCGUGGUGUCCAAGCCGCCAAAAAGGAGGGUGGUGAGAUUGGGAGAGCCGCCUCUGGUCUGGAAAAAGCCUUGGUCGAUGGCAUGGGCGAGUUUCACCGCGACGCAGAGUAG
Messenger RNA from Aureobasidium namibiae CBS 147.97, 1017 nucleotides. RefSeq lists its product as uncharacterized. NCBI's taxonomy places the organism in Eukaryota, Fungi, Ascomycota, Dothideomycetes, Dothideales, Saccotheciaceae. The record is from RefSeq and is a predicted model, not a curated record. Gene Ontology annotation, cellular component: nucleus. The transcript has a single exon. The coding region runs from base 1 to 1017 and encodes 338 amino acids. Gene Ontology annotation, biological process: rRNA processing.